GAUGUCGACGUCGACGCCAUCGCCAUCGCGCGUCUCACUGUCGUCGACGUCGAGCGUCUUGCUGCGUGCGUGCAAACGUGCGUCAAGUUGCGCUGAUUUACGUCAGGCGAUGUGUUAACCGCUCCGCGUUUACGACGUUAACGACAUUAACGGCACUGAGGGCCGAUCGAUCGCGCUCGGUCGAGGUCGACUGGAACGCGCAAGCGAUCCGUGCUGUCGGUGUAUCCGUGGAUUCGCCAAGAUAGUCGGUCUCUCGGUGUUCCCCGAGAGAUCGAUCGCACCUCGCACGAAACGGGAGUAAGUUUGAGGGGUUGGAGACAGCGUGCCGCUGAAAACUACAAGAUCGGAUUGGAGAAAAGUGAAAAACGUAGACUCGCUCGCGAGAGGGAAAUCAGAGAGGAAAGCUCGUUGUGUGUCCCGUGGAAAUCGAGAGCGACGUCCGGUGGAUGAAAUCGCGUUCGCAGAGCUCGUCUCUAGGAGGGAUCUCUAGGAGGAGAGAGGAGGCGCCGCGACGGCGUUUCCACGUGGAGCGAAAUCUAUCGCGAGGCGAGCAGAGAGAGGGAGGAAGGUCGGAAAGCGCGAAAAUAGUGAUAUAGAGCGGAUAUAGAAUUUGAAGAGCGAGAGAGCGACGGCGACGCGCUGCGUCGCGUCGCGUCGCGUCGCGUCGCGCGUGGAGAUCAGCCAAGGGGAAAAGAAAAGAGCACGCCCUUGAGGCUGUGGCGCUCUCGUUCGCUCGGAAGAGGGCGGCUGUCGUUCGCUCUCGUUCGCUCUCGGCUCGGCUCGCCUCUCUCCCCCCGCAUGACGCCCCACUUUAGGCCGCUAGGGCAGCGCAUCCGCCACUGGCCGGUGACGAAAAGGGGCUGAUGUCAGUGCGGCCACUCGGCGGCGUUCGCUCGGUGGAUCGGGAGUUUGUCGUCGGAUGCGCGCGAGCACACGCAUCGCACCGCGAACGCGAACGCGAACGCGAACGAGGCGAGCGAGACUUCCGGUGGCGGUGGCGGCAGUGGCAGCAGCGACGGUGAUGCUCGGCGGCGUCCGCGAGAGAGCAGCGACGAUCGCUGGUGGAUUGGCGGCUGCCGACGACGACGCAUCUGGCGCGCGCGAUCGUGGCUGCCGGCGCGUCGGUCGCUCCGAGGCGCAACUCGAGGAAUAAUGCGUCGUGUUAGGCACGACGUCGCGAGGUGCCGUACGACACGAUUACGACGGUACUACUACGACUACGACGACGACGAGGACGGUGCGACAAGUGGGCCAGCAGCGAGCGCUCGACCGCUACUACCACCGCAGCAGCGCAAUUAUGUACGCGUACGGUUCCGAGAUUACGUAGUGUCGGGCGUGUAAUUAUGUUGUCAUCGUCGCGCGGCGCGCCCUGCGUAGCUUCACGGUGAAAAUCUGGCGUGAACGGUUCCGCGGUGGAACGGGGAAUAUGGCGUCGGUCUCGGCCGAGACUCCAGCCAGCCAUGGGCACAGCUUCAGUAAGAAAACCUUUCACAAGCCGACGUACUGCCAUAGCUGCACGGACAUGCUCUGGGGCCUCAUACAGCAGGGGUACAUCUGCGAAGUGUGUAACUUCGUGGUGCACGACCGCUGUCUCAAGGCCGUCGUCUCUCCCUGCUCCAGCAUCGCGGCAAGCCUGAUCAAGAACCCGGUUGCACACUGUUGGUCCGAACAAGUACAUCGUAAAAGGAAAUUUUGCAACGUUUGUCGGAAACGAUUGGAUGAUAAUCUAUCCAUACAUUGUGAAAUAUGCGAGUACUUCGUGCACAUAGAAUGCCAGGACUUUGCAGUGGCAAACUGUAACGAGAAUGCCACGUAUUUACCUGGGAAGGAACUAUCAGCGGUGAAACACACUCAUCAUUGGCGAGAAGGCAAUCUUCCGAGCAGUUCGAAAUGUGCCGUAUGCAAGAAGAGUUGUUUUUCUGCCGAGUGCCUUUCUGGGUUUCGUUGCGAGUGGUGCGGCAUGACGUUGCACGCAUAUUGUUACAAGAAUAUUCCCCAAGAAUGCACCUUUGGUAACUUGGAACCAAUUUACCUGCCGCCACAUGCAGUUAGUAUUCCGCGUACCGAAGUUCCCAUGGAAGCCAUUAUUGGAGUACAAGUGCGUCGUAAAGAAGUGCUGGCGCGUGAGUAUUCUUGCCAUAACGUCGGAGAGCAAUUCGAUUUCGCUGAGAGUGAACAAAAUGGGGCUGCAGGCCACCUAGCCGAAGCUUUGAGGCGCCUUUCGCUAGUUUUGCCACGUAGCUGCCAUGGAAAUUGUCAUGCUUCCCCUCCUUAUGUUCGAGCACGGAGCAUAUCAGAAGAAUUUAGUAGCGAUGCAAGGUAUCGUGAUAAUGGGGAACCGGCACAGGGCGCAGCACACAGCCGUGAUCCGCGUUCUCCCAAAGAGAAAGAAGACAAAGAAAGAGGUGACGAAGAGAUGAUCAAGGUGUACGAUGGCAACAGUUCCUUGAGACGGCGAAUAUUUCGAGUGAUUUCGGUACCCAGGCAGGCUACGACGGAGCAAGUACUCACAUUGGCACUGCGCGCAUUUCACAUCACAAAAGAUCCUAGCAACUUUUACUUGACCGACCUGUAUGCCGCGGAGGAAAUCGAGUUGUGUGACCCGACGCCCGUUUUAAGUUUAAAUCGCAAAGAAGGCAAACGUCCGGCUGUGUUCUUGCGAUUUAAAGAUAACGACGUCGGAGAGGUACGGGUUUAUCCCGGCAAAUUGCAGGUAUCAGAGUCAUUCUGCAUAGUAUCCGUCAGUGAAGCAACAACGGUCGCAGAUUUGAUAAACGAAGCGCUGGAGAAGUUUGGUUUACAAAAUUUCAACUGCGACGACUACAGAUGCAGUGAAAUUCUUCUAGAUCGUGGAGUGACAGAGAGGGUUUUAUCUUGGGACGAGAGACCGUGGGAUAUCGUCAAGAAGCUGGGAAAAGAUUCCAUCAGACAGAUGGAACUGAUGCGGUUCUAUCUACAGUUGAAGCAAGAUCCUCAUGGUCCUAAUUUGGCUUUAUUCGUGGGCAAUUUACCGCCGAACCUUUCCGAAAGAAGCUACGAGAACAUGUUGACGGAGUUUUUAGGAAAAGAAAAUAGGUUCUCGUCUAUUGGCCCAAUUUAUUACGAAUAUGGUUCGAUGGUCAUUAUAUACGAAGAUUCGAACAAAGCGGUUAGAGCAUUGUACGCGUUGCGAGAGUCCAAAUACGAAGACAAGCAUCUUCUAGUGAUGCUUUUACCGAGCAUCGAGCCAAGUAUGGUACCAUCGGGCGUUCAACCGCUGCUCGUCUUUGUAAAUGUGAAAUCUGGCGGUUGUCAAGGACUCCAGCUGAUUUCUAGUUUUCGUAAGCUGUUAAAUCCUUAUCAAGUGUUUGAUCUUGAUAACGGCGGACCUCUCCCCGGACUUUACGUUUUCCGUCACAUAAAGGACUACAAGAUAUUGGUUUGCGGUGGUGACGGGACGAUAGGUUGGGUAUUACAAUGUUUGGAUAACGUAGGUCAGGAUAGCGAAUGUUCCUCACCGGCUUGCGCGAUUGUACCCUUGGGAACGGGCAACGAUCUCGCCCGCGUGCUGUGUUGGGGCUCGGGAUACACGGGUGACGAGGACCCGCUAAACCUGUUGCGUGACGUAAUCGACGCGGAAGAAAUAAUAUUGGACAGAUGGACCGUGGUGUUUCAUCCCGAAGAGAAGGAACAAACUCAAGUAGUUUGCAAUGCCGCGGGUGCUGGUUCGACCAGUGAAGACAAUACGCAAAUAUAUGUAAUGAAUAAUUAUUUUGGCAUCGGCGUCGACGCGGAUCUUUGUUUGGACUUUCAUAACGCGAGGGAGGAAAACCCGAACAAAUUCAAGAGCAGGUUACGAAAUAAAGGCGUGUACGUAACGAUGGGAUUACGUAAGAUGGUCAGACGCAAACCAUGCAAAGAUCUGCACAAAGAGAUUCGACUAGAAGUAGACGGCAAAUUGGUCGAAUUACCACAAGUGGAAGGAAUAAUUAUACUGAACAUAUUAAGUUGGGGUUCUGGUGCUAAUCCUUGGGGACCAGAUACCAAAGAAGAUCAAUUUUAUACACCGAAUCAUUGGGACGGUAUGCUGGAAGUCGUCGGAGUCACGGGCGUCAUGCAUCUCGGACAAAUACAAUCGGGUCUACGUGGAGCUAUGAGGAUAGCGCAGGGCGGACAUAUAAAAAUUCACUUAAACUCAGACAUACCUGUACAAGUGGACGGUGAACCGUGGGUUCAGAGUCCCGGGGAUAUCGUGGUAUUGAAAUCAGCGCUCAAGGCUACCAUGUUGAAGAAAAGUAAGAUCAAGCGUCGCAAUACCGAACCGUCGAUUCUACCUGCUAAUGGGGAGGGGGGCAAGAGCACGGACGAGUAAUCCAACCAUACCACAACCGCUUACAACCGCUCUCGAUCGUUUAAUCGUAUCUCGUUAGAGAGGAUACGCGACAUCACAGCCUAGACUCCUCGACGCGUGUAAGCUAAGCGCACAUGCGCAACGUAGAGGAGUCUCGGUGUCGUGACAGACCGUGACAAACCCGUCGUGCCGUCUCUAAAGCCUUCAGAUUCAAAUGUCCUUGAUCAAAGAAUCCCGGUCCCAUCCCCGGUUGAUGCAUGUCAGACCAAUCAACUUCCGUAACACCUUGUCGACGCCUCGAUCCAAUGCAGCUAGCUCGAGCUUGUCGUAAUGUGUGGAUUAGACGCAAUAUACAUAUAUACAUAUAUAUGUGCGAGUGUGUGUGCGCGCGCGCGAGCGCGCGCAUAUGUGUGUGUAUAUAUAUAUAUAUGUAUAUAUGUGUAUAUAUCUUUCUCUCGGACAUAGUAGUGUUUAGCUUUAUAUACGACAUAAACGUUACUUCCCUUCCUACUCUUUCUCUUUCUUUCUCUACGUACAAGUUGUUCCUACAGUGAUUCUUUGAAUUUGUUGACUUUCCAUUUCCAUUUCUAUUGUAUACUCGUAUAUACUUUUUUCUACUUAUACUUGUACUAUCUUUUGUCAUUGAGUCAGUGACAUUUGAGACUGACACUUUUAUCGAUUGUUCCUUUGUGCGUUCCUUGAUCCUGUCCCUUCCUAGGCUACGAUGCUGAAGAAGACUAAGGGUAAAAUGAAGCGGCGUAAUACAGAAUCCAGUAUGCAGCUGGCGCUACAGGCCGCACCAUCGAGCGACCCGGACGAAGAUAUCUUCUGAGUGAGUAAAAACGUAUCAUGUGAAAGUGAGAGAUCGAACACACGUUGCGAUAACGAGCAAACACCAUAGCCACCAUAGAGAACUCGAUCGAUUAGCGUAACAAAAUACAAUCGGCCUCGAAAUCGUCCGACGGCGGUUGCGCUGUACGAACUUAACAUUAAGUACUUACAACUUACAACGCGAAAAAAAAAACUACAACACGGCUCGAACUCGAGGAGGAAGCAAGGGGACAGGUAGAUGAAGUUUUCAACUACACGACAUACAUAUAUGCAGUAUAAAAUCCAUUAUCGACUCAAUGAUUCUUAAUGUCGUCUCGUUUGUUCUUACAUUAAUAGAACAAGAAGAUAGAUCUCAUUUUUAAAUGUUGAUAAUUAUAGCAUUGUACGUAGCUUAUCGAUCAAUAUUUUUUUAGUCAAAUUACUAUAGAUUUUAACACGUUAUCCUAAAUCCACACACUACAUGCUACACACACAACACACACACACACACACACACACACAUGCGCGUGCAAACAGUAUUGGAAAAAAAAAUAAAGUUAUAUGCGCUCACGCAUGCUUACGUUGGCGUUGAUUUUUAUUUAUGUUUCAAAUUCGGUAUUUGAAAAAGAGAGAAAUGAUGUAUGUCACGUUUCGUAUGGUACUUUACCAAUUUAUACAAGAUUACGAUACGAAACGUGUAUCGCACGAUACAAAACAAGUGAAAACAAGUCAGUUGUUAAUCUAUUAUAUAUAUAUAUUUGUGUGUGCGUGUGUGUAUGUAUAUGUAUGUACGUAUAUACACAUACAUAUGCAUGUAUACAUGUACCCACACGACACACACACUCACAUGUAGAAUAUUUAUGAUUAUAAAUAUUAAUAUAUUUACAUAAUAUUGUAUUAAUAUUACGAUAUUAAGUUGUGAUAAUUGUUACGUACGUCUGACUGCUGGGCAGUCUGGAUUUCAUUGAGAGCCAGUGGCAGUCAGUUUCCUAGGGUAUGGUUAACAAGAAUAUAAUUAAUGUAACUUUCGUAACCGUAACAAGGCCGCAUGAUGCGAACUGAGCGCGCUUUGCCGAUCCGCCUCUCUGACGAGACACACACACGUCUGACGGACAAUGCGCACGAGCUCGCAUCAAGGAGGCGGAUCGGCAUCGGUGUACCGAUCACCCUUAUUGGCUCUGACAGACUCUUGUAACGACAAAGUUUCGCGAUGCCACCGAUACAACACACAUUCCACUUGUAACAUGGCAAGGGCGAACACAGAGAGAGAGAGAGAGAGAGAUGUAUAUUUAUAAACUAUGGCAAAAGGAGGAGGAGGAAGCUUGUAACAUGCUUAUGUACCUAAAAAUCGUCGAAACGCGACUCGUCAAACUCGUAUCGAGCGUUAUUCGUGACGAACGACAACGUAUAUAGGACAGGACCACGCGCGAAUCCAGGCCCGAUACCGUUUUCGAGCUUCCACAAGGUUCCGAUCCUCGUGUCGUACCGACACCUGUGUUAUCGAAUGCCAUUGUUGUUCACGAGCGAUCAUUGAUCGAGAACGGCAGAACGCGAACAACGGAUACUCUCACCCAAUGUCGCUCUUGAACACUCGGCCCGUACGUUCACGUUGGACCUUUGCUGGCAUCGCGCGUUCACUACUUCGGUGCCAAAAAAAAACAAACAAUUGUGUAUAUAUAUACAUACAUACAUAUAUAUAUAUAAAUAUUAUGAAAAGAAAAGAAGGAGUAGGAACAUACACUGUAAGACGGAUUGCCAGUUUAUCGCGACGGCAUUCAACGGCGAUGGAGGAAUAAAGAAAGUAGCGUUGCGACUUGCCGGGUACUUUCUAACGCGCAAGAGCAUCUUUGGGAGAGGACUCUUUUGAAUUACGUUGCGUUGUUUCGUGUAAGCGUUUACGGAGGACAGCGCGUACCUUUGAUACGUGAGAGUGGUCGAAGCAAGACGAUAGGACUCUUAGUACGCUUUUAGUACGCGCUGUGAAAACUUAGUUAAUUAUCCUACCUAGACCUCUCUUGGAUGUCUUCAAUUAUGGAAAUAAUUAUGAAAAAAUUCAUCAGAGACUACAAAAUUUGAGCAGAGGCCGUCAUACCCGGAUCAUUGACCAGGCCUCUGCAUCACAACCUGCCAAUGAUGAAUCCAGGCUCGAUUAUUCAUGUCACAUCCGGUGUACCGCAUGAAUAGUCUCAUCGACGGCAGAUUGCAGAGAACAUUUGUUAAUCUGACCAAACUAUAGUAUAUUUGCUGCUGCUAUUUAAAAAAAAGAAAAAAACAUAGAGAAACAAUAAGCUAUGAACAAUCUAUGUAUAAUAAAUCAAUGUAUGUGCUAUAAA
Ooceraea biroi (clonal raider ant) is the source of this 7473-nucleotide messenger RNA. Its product is annotated as diacylglycerol kinase theta. Gene Ontology annotation, cellular component: membrane. Gene Ontology annotation, molecular function: ATP-dependent diacylglycerol kinase activity; RNA binding. Lineage: Eukaryota; Metazoa; Arthropoda; Insecta; Hymenoptera; Formicidae. Gene Ontology annotation, biological process: phospholipase C-activating G protein-coupled receptor signaling pathway. The record is from RefSeq and is a predicted model, not a curated record.